Molecule: messenger RNA, 3889 nt
Organism: Notechis scutatus (mainland tiger snake)
Lineage: Eukaryota; Metazoa; Chordata; Lepidosauria; Squamata; Elapidae
Source: RefSeq, a predicted model, not a curated record
UUCCUCUUCCGGCUCAUCACCCAAGGGAGGCUGAUGGCGUCGGCGGAGCCUCUUGUGCGGCUUGGAGGGUCGAAGCGGCUCCUGGGAGAGAGAGAAGAUGCCAAGAAGAAGAGUCCUCUGGACAACAAAGAAUGAGAAGCAGCAUUAACGUGCAAAAUAAAUCAUCAUUCAAAAUAUUUUCCAAUUCAAGUUUAAAAACUCUUCUUCCUUAGCAGAUGAGAGACAAGGGAAAGAAUAACAAGAACAAAGUUUUGAGUGGGAAAAAAUAGAGCACAUAGAACUGGAAAUAACAAGAUUAAACGAGAAUUCAAAGAGGAUAAUCUUUAAAUAAAGAAGUGAGGAACAACUUGAAGUCAGUAGGAAGAAAAUGGUUCCUUGUAUAGCCAAAAUUGCCAGGCAUUAAUUGAAGUCUUUGAGGUAGGAAAAAAUGGCUUGAACCAAACAACCACCAGGCAAGAGAUCAGAAAUAUUUUUCAAGAAUCCAAGUACAUCAGUGUUGGAAAACACCCAUAGACUCCUAAUGUGGGGAAAGCACAGAUUGCAGAUCAUAGCUGAUUAUGCACAACAGGAUCCACCCAGUGAAAAGCCAUAUAAAUGUUUGGAGUGCGGCAAAAGCUUUUCUCGGAAAAACAUCCUCAUGAUUCAUGGAAGAACCCAUACUGGAGAGAAGCUCUACCAAUGUUCCCAAUGUGGCAAAAGAUUUAGCAUUCAUUCCAAUCUGGUGAGACACCAAAGGACUCACACUGGGGAGAAACUUUUUGAAUGUCCUGUUUGUGGAAAAAGCUUCAGUCAAAAUUCCCACCUGGUAGAACACCAGACGACACACACAGGAGAGAAACCGUAUAAAUGUCCUGUUUGUGGGAAAAGUUUCAGUCUGAAUUCCAACCUGGUGAUACACCAGAGGACUCAUACAGGAGAAAAACCAUAUCAGUGCCUGGAUUGUGGGAAACGUUUCAGUCAGAGUUCCUACCUGGUGAAACACAAGAGGACUCACACAGGAGAAAAACCCUAUGAGUGCCUGGAUUGUGGGAAAAGUUUCAGGCAGAAUUCCCAGUUGGUGGAACACCACAGGACACACACAGGAGAGAAACCGUACAAAUGUGAUUGUGGGAAAAGUUUCAGUCUGAAUUCCUGCCUGAUUAUACACCAGAGAACUCACACAGGAAUAAAACCAUUUCAGUGUCCAGAUUGUGGGAAAAGUUUCAGGCAGAAUUCCAACCUGAUGAUUCACCAGAGAACUCACACUGGAGAAAAACCGUAUCAGUGUCUGUAUUGUGGGAAAAGUUUCACUCAAAAUUCCCAUCUGGUGAAACACCACAGGACACACACGGGAGAGAAACCAUAUGAGUGCCUGGCUUGUGGGAAAAGUUUCAGUUGGAAUUCCAACCUGGUGGAACACCACAGGACACACACGGGAGAGAAACCAUAUAAAUGUAGUGAUUGUGGAAAAAGUUUCAGUCAGAAUUCCUGCCUGGUGAUACACAAGAGGACUCACACAGGAGAGAAACCAUAUGACUGUUCAGAAUGUGGGAAACGCUUCAGUUGCAAAUCUGAACUUGGGAAGCACCAGAAGACUCAUACGGGAGAGAAACCAUAUGAGUGUCUGUAUUGUGGGAAAACUUUCAGUAAGAGUUCCAAUUUGGUGAUACACCAGAGGACUCACACGGGAGAAAAACCAUAUGAAUGUCUGGAUUGUGGGAAAGGUUUCAGGCAGAAUUCCCAUCUGGUAGAACACCAGAGGACUCACACAGGAGAGAAACCUUAUGAAUGUCCGGAUUGCGGGAAAGAUUUCAGUACUAAGUCUAGCCUUAUAAAUCAUGUAAGGACUCACACUGGGGAAAAACUCUUUGAAUGUCCUGAUUGUGGGAAAAGUUUCUCUCGGAAUUCUGACCUGGUGAUACAUAAGAGGACUCACAUGGGAGAGAGACUAUAUGUGUGUCCGGAUUGUGGAAAAAGUUUCAAGAAGAAUUCAAAACUCAUGAUACAUCGGAGGAUUCACACAGGAGAAAAACCAUAUGAGUGCCCAGAUUGUGGGAAAGGUUUCAAUUGGAAUUCCGAGUUGGAAGUACACCAGAGGACUCACACUGGAGAGAAACCAUAUGAGUGUCCUGAUUGUGGGAAAGAUUUCUCUCGGAAUUCUGACCUGGUGAGACAUCAGAGGACUCACAUCGGAGAGAAGCCAUAUGAGUGUCAUGAUUGUGGGAAAAGUUUCAGUCAUAAUUCGUACCUGGUGAAACACCAGAGGACUCACAUGGGAGAGAAACUGUUUGAGUGUUCAAAUUGCAGGAGAGGAUUCAAUUGGAAUUCUGAACUGGUGAUACACCAGAGGAUUCACACAGGAGAAAAGCCAUAUGAGUGUCCGGAUUGCGGGAAAGGUUUCAGGCAGAUCUCCCAUCUGGUGGAACACCAGAGGACUCACACAGGACAGAAACCAUAUGAGUGUCUAUAUUGUGACAAGCAUUGUGGGAAACAUUUUGCUCGGAAUUCUGCCAUGGUGAAACAUCAGAAAACACAUACAGAAGAGAAACAAUAUAAAUGUUGUGAUUGUGGGAAAGGUUUCAGUCAUAAUUCCUACCUGGUGAAACACCAGAAGACUCACACAAGAGAGAAACCAUAUAAGUGUGCAGAUUGUGAGGAAAGCUUCCAUCGGCAUUCUCAUCUGGUGGUACACCAGAGAAUUCAUACAGGGGACAAACUGUAUCAAUGUCCGGAUUGUGGUAAAAGUUUCACUCGGAAUUCUAACCUGAGGAUGCACCAGUUGACUCACACAGGAGAAAAAUUAUAUGAGUGUCUGUUUUGUGGGAAAGGUUUCUUUCAGAAUUCCAGCUUGGUGAUUCACCAGAGGACUCACACAGGAGAGAAACCAUAUGAGUGUCCUGAUUGUGGGAAAACUUUCACGCAGACUUCUCACCUGGUGAGACACCAGAAAACUCACACGGGAGAAAAACCCUAUGAGUGCCUGGAUUGUGGGGAAAGAUUCAGUUGGAAUUUGCAUCUUGUGAUACACCAGAAAACUCACAUAGGAGAGAAAUUGUAUGAGUGUCCAGAGUGUGGGAAAAAUUUCAGUUGCAAAUCUGAUCUGUUAAAACACCAGAAAACUCACAGAGGAAAGAGAGUAUAUGAGUGUAUAGAUUGUGGGAAAAGUUUCACUCAGAAUUCCAAGCUGACAAUACACCAGAAAACUCAUUCCGGAGCCAAACCGUAUAAAUGUCUGGAUUGUGAAAAACGUUUCAGUCAGAAUUCCUACCUGGUGAAACACCAGAGGACUCACACAGGAGAAAAACCAUAUGAGUGUCUUGAAUGUGGGAAAAGUUUCCGUUGGAAUUCCAAUUUGGUGAUACACUGGAGGACUCACACAGGAGAGAAACCGUAUGAGUGUCCAGAUUGUGGAAAAGAUUUCAGUAGUAAGCCCAGCCUUAUAAAUCAUGUAAGGUUACACAUAGGAGAAUAACUAUUUAUAUACCCAGACAGUGUUUUGCUCAAGGUUCCUCCCUUAUCACACAGGAAAUUGCAUUGAGGCAAAAUUUGACUCUUGAAUUUAGUUUCUUGUCUCUUAUGUAAGUGCCCCUGAGCAAUUAAUCAUGUAAUUUUUUGCACGAUUCUUUUAGUGAAACAUGUCUUAGUAUCAAACAUCAGGGAGGAAUAGAAUAACAACAUUGGAAUAGACCUUGUAAUCCAAACCAAGCAGGGGACCCUAUAUUUUCAAAGGCUCCAUAAGGGAGUACUCACAACUUCAGAAGGCGAGCCUGUUCCUAUGGUAGAUUAUUCUGUCAGAAAAUGUCUCCUUAUUUCUAGUUUGAAUCUCUCCAUCAGUUUCCGCCCAUUGUUCCUUGUCUGGCGUUCGGGUGCUUUGCAAAAUAGCUUGUCCCCCUCCUCUCUGUGGCAGCCC